Messenger RNA from Chara braunii, 974 nucleotides. The record is from the annotation of a GenBank genome assembly. NCBI's taxonomy places the organism in Eukaryota, Viridiplantae, Streptophyta, Charophyceae, Charales, Characeae.
GGGUAGGGUGAGGUCUAGGGAUCGAACCCUGGGUACUGCAUCCGCUGUUGCUAAAAGAAAGGUCUGCAGUCGAAGAGCGUCACAGGCGUCGUAAGGAUGCUUGGGGCGGCAAAAGACGGGGACGGGAUGUUGGGGAGGGCCGUGGUGGGGAGAAUGGACGGGUUCUUCUUCGUCCAAGAACAGAGACGGAGGAAAGGGGAAGGGGUAACGGAUGGAGACAAAACCAGGGGAGGUAGGAGUGGUGAAGACAGGGGUGGUAGGGUAGCCGGAAGCUGGGUAACAGACGGAGACAAAACCAGGGGAAAUAACGACGGUGAAGACGGGCGGGGUGAAGGUAGGGGUUACGAAGGUAGGGGUCAAGAAGUCAGGGGUGAUGAAGUCAAGGGUGAUGAAGUCAAGGGUGGUGAAGUGGUUGAAGCAGAGACAGGGGGGGCAGUCGUAGGUGAGACCCGAAGAGGGGACUCUGCAGGUGGUAAUGCAAGUAUGGCCACGGAUACCAUGGAGGAACACACCAAGACCAAGGGCGACACAACAGCUGCGGUGGCCACGGAUGCCAUGGAAGACCACACCGAGACCAAGGGCGACACAGUCGCUGCAAUGGCCACGGAUGCCAUGGACGAACACAUCGAGACCAAGGGCGACACAGCAGUUGCGGGUCGGGUUGCUCCCGUGGAAUCAAUUGUAGAAGCAACCAAGGCCGAUGAGGAAGAGGUUGCGAACCGAAAAGGGGCAGCUAGGGUCACAAACGGCAUGGAAGGGGUUACUAAGACUGAUCAGGACGCAGGUGCGACAGACACAGGUAAUGAAGAAGAGGUUGUGAUAGGUGUGACAAGCGCCGAUAAUGAAGAAGGGGUUGUGACAGGCGUAGUCCGAGGACAGUGUGUGGAUACUCGAGAAAGCAGGUGGUGAAUAGACCAUCGAAGCAUGCUGCGAAACCAACUGGAGAGGCGGGUCACGUGCGCAGGUACCAGUGU